AUGAAGAGAGAAGGACGCCAACACGGGAUGGUCAGAACCUGCAGAAUGUUGCCAUUUCCGUUCAAUCCAAGCCCUCACACAAGAUUCAUCAACCGCCUCGACUCACCACCCACCGCCGGAUUAUUCACUAAGGUCCGGCCACGACCCACUAACCACUCCAAGUUCACCGGAAAGUGUGGUAAGCCAAGGUGCAAUGAGUGCCAUAUGAACCCAUCUUCUAAGUCUAAAGACAAAACUAAAGGUACCCACAAAAUGAAGUCUGGUGAUGGUUUGUCUAUUUUUAAAUCCAUGUCUGCGUCUUCUGCUGCUGACGAAUUUGAUCACAUUGAUGACGUUAUUUAUUAUGAUCGUCUUGAGGCUGAAAUUGGUCGAAUUGUGGCUUGUUGGUCCUGUUGUUCGAGUUAUCGCGAUGAAGAAGAAGAAGAAGAUGGUGAUCUGAGUUAUCGUGAUGAAGUUGAAAUUGAUCGGAUUACGGAUUGUUUGGUGUUUGAUGAAGUUGCAAUUGAAUUAGAAGAUGAAGAUUGGUAUAUGGUUGCCAAAUUGUAG
Messenger RNA from Mercurialis annua (annual mercury), 546 nucleotides. RefSeq lists its product as uncharacterized. Bases 1 to 546 code for a protein of 181 amino acids. The transcript has a single exon. The record is from RefSeq and is a predicted model, not a curated record. Lineage: Eukaryota; Viridiplantae; Streptophyta; Magnoliopsida; Malpighiales; Euphorbiaceae.